AUGGCAGCGUCUCAAUUCUCGAUCCUGAGCUCGAAUCUGCUGGCCUCCGUGCCUGCCAAUGUAUCGGAACAAGACGUCGACUGGUCUGUGAUCUCUUUGGUACUUGUAAAACUGCAUCAGCGUACACAGAAGAAGCUGAAAGAGCUCACGACGGCACUGGAUGUAGCCAGGACGACUUCGAGCACAUUUACAUUUAAAGAGCAUGACGAUGUUUUACUAAUUUAUAAUGAACUCCAGUCACUUUCUCCUCAUCUUGCCGUUGCCGAGCAGCACUUUCUACAGUUAGAGAGCAUCAUUCGUCCAGGCAUAUGUAAGCUUCAGACUCUCUAUAGUCGCACAAAGUAUCUCGAUACAGCAGUCCAAGUGGAAAAAUUAAGUCAAAAAGUUAAAGAUCAAGUCAAGGACGCCACGCCCGACAGUUUAAGAGCAUUUCAAGAUUUUACAGCUUUUGUGGCUACAAUUCCAGUGGAAUUUGCCGUCCUUCGAAAUGAAGCCAUUCAUCGAGUUGAAGAGCUUUCAGUGGAUUUACAUCGUUUUGCUGUAGAGAAGCUGCAAGUGGCACUGGAAAAGGAGAUCGAACUGCGUCAAGUAUCGAAAGCUUUCGAGUAUUUGCUGAUAUUGCAACUUAGUCAACUGACGCAUCCUAAAUCCAUGACAACGGAUCUGUGGGCAAUGGACUGUGUUUUGGAACCGCUGCUGCUGCGCUUCCGCUACCACUUUGAACGAGCUGAAAGUGUGACGAACCGGCUGACUAAGCCGGAGUGGUAUUUGAGUCACGUGCAGGAACAAACUAGUGCCCACACGCGGUUUCUGGCUCAUGCACUCACUCCCGAGUUACAUCGACACCGUGAAGAGAUUCAUUGCUGUGAUGCACAGAUUCUCUUGCUGCGUGGACUUGUCAAAGCUGCCAGUCGUAAGAUUACGCAGGACUUGCCUACAUUGUUGACGCAUCCAGCGCUGUUGUGCCAUACGUUGGACGAAAUUCUACUCUUUGAGCAGGCUAUUGACGAAGACAUUGGCUACGGUUCUUGGGCAAGUACAGAUCGUUGUGCAUACCCACGUUGUAUUGAUGUUUUUACAUCGAACAAUGACGUUCUAUUUACCUGGACAAACGCUGAUGUCGAGUACGCGCACCGUAUGCUGUCAUCAAUCCUCGGAGCGGAAUCGCUCAACGACGAGUCGGAAUAUGGUUUCCCUCAUGAAAAAAAGGAUUCAGUGUGGCAGCUGGAAGUCGACGUAUACGGACACGUGGGGCGCUCUGCACCCGAGCACGACACCGAGCGUAUUGCCCCAGUAGCGCUUCAAUUUGUAGCUUUGCUUGAUUUUCUCUCUCAGCGGUUCGCCCUUAUGGAAACAGAGGAGCACCGGUACUUAUACGUGAUGCAGGUGCAUCUGCCGCUUUUGCGACGAUUUGGACAGGUGUGCGACGCUCGCGGGCGCCGAUUGAUCAGUGCCGUGACCAAGAAGAUUGGAGACGCAAAGACCCUGCUUGUUUGGGGAGAGCUGUUUGUAGUGGCAAAUGCACUGCAGCAUGUAGCACAUACGUUGGUGGCAUGGGAACAAAGUAGUGUCUUUUUAGAGCUUUCAAGAAAGAUUGCGCGAUCGGAGACGACUCGAGCUCAAGUACUCCAAAUGCACAUGGCCUACUCCAAGCAACUUUUUGUACGUGCUUCAGCUGCCGUGCUAGCCACAGAGGAAGCGACGGCGGUUCGACAAGCGCUUUCUGGACCAGGUGCCAUGAUUGGACCCACUGCCGCUCUUUCUGCAGCAUACUCGGUCGGAUCGAAGACGAUGAAGAGUUUUUUUCACCGUGCAGAGACCAACGACAAGGUUAAGAAACAAUAUGCUCCAGCCCUUUCAGUGGAUAGUGCACUUCCAGCUGUUGUUGCGGACGCCAACGAAAACAGUCCGAAGUACGAUCUGGAGGAAGAGCAAGACGAUUCUGAGACACUUUUGUUCUCGCACACGAUCUAUGAACGGCAGAUUUUGGAGCUUAAAUCUCUGGCUACGACGCUGCUGGAAGGUGGCAAGGAUGCGCUAAUGCAAGCAGUAGAGCGUGAUAUGGAGGCUUACCGCUUGAGCCCGUUCUGGAUCACCAUCUGCGACGACGAUGCAACCAAUGACUCCCUGUCCAUCAUGUACACAGUGUCUUCCGAAUUGGCAGGCUGCUACACGCUCAUCAGCAAUGUACUGUCGUGCGCGCGUAAACUGCUUUUGCCCGAGUGCUCGUCCGUUUUUUGGAAGCCACUAGCGACGGCACUCGAUAGCGCUUUCGCCAAUAUUAUUGAGGACGUAAAGUCCCUUACAGCCAUAUUCGCGGCCGGAUCAUCAAAGGCACUACCUCGGUCGUACUUCCAACUCACACGGGAGGUAUGCCACCUUUUGGAGAUGCCUGCACCACGCCUGUGUGAGAUUUGCAAGGCUCUUGACGAUCAGUCUGUUGCAUCAACAGGCGAGAGUGCAGUUGCCAUGGAACAGCUUGCUACCAUUUUGGAAGCAUGUGGCAUCUUCUUGCUGACACCAGCUCAAGUUGUGUGGAUGUGCACCACCCGGCUGGAGUAUUGUCGAUAG
Peronospora farinosa is the source of this 2571-nucleotide messenger RNA. Lineage: Eukaryota; Oomycota; Peronosporomycetes; Peronosporales; Peronosporaceae. The record is from the annotation of a GenBank genome assembly.